This is a messenger RNA of Aspergillus novofumigatus IBT 16806, 578 nucleotides long. Its product is annotated as Rpo12/RPC10 RNA polymerase subunit family protein. The transcript is spliced from 2 exons. The record is from RefSeq and is a predicted model, not a curated record. Gene Ontology annotation, biological process: DNA-templated transcription. The coding region runs from base 106 to 333 and encodes 75 amino acids. NCBI's taxonomy places the organism in Eukaryota, Fungi, Ascomycota, Eurotiomycetes, Eurotiales, Aspergillaceae. Gene Ontology annotation, molecular function: DNA binding; DNA-directed RNA polymerase activity; zinc ion binding. Gene Ontology annotation, cellular component: RNA polymerase II, core complex; RNA polymerase III complex; RNA polymerase I complex.
CUCGCCUUCAAUCACCCGCACCCCGGUUUAUACUCGAGCGAUACCUGCGCCAGCGAUAUAUUAUUUGCCUACCAGUCGCUCUCGAACAGACCACCUUAGAUCAUCAUGUCCCGCGAAGCGUAUCAGGUCCCCUCUCUCGGCGCCCAGAAUGCCUUUGGCACCGAGGGUAUGGCCGCUGGCUCGAUGGAUGGGCCUGUCGUCGCCUAUCUGUGCGGCGAAUGCAAUGCGCGCGUCUCCCUGAAGAGAGGCGAUCAGAUCCGCUGCAAGGAUUGCGGUCACCGUGUGCUCUACAAGGAGAGAACGAAGAGAAUGGUCCAGUUCGAGGCUCGUUAAAAGAAUCCGCACGACGAAGUGUUUCCGAACAAAAAUUUGCAGGGCCUCCGCCCGUCUCGUCCUUUUUACGACAGUGAUGUGCAUUUUGUGGCGCUUUGGAGUUGGUUAUUUUAAAGUUGAGAACUGCGAGCAUGCCUGAUGUUCUGCAAAGGUAGCGCUGAGGACAACAUCCCUAUAAUAUGUUCACAAAUAUCUUCAGUCCGACCUGAUUCAAUGCUAAAAUAUACCCCGUUCUGACGGUGUUG